Brassicogethes aeneus is the source of this 1938-nucleotide messenger RNA. The record is from the annotation of a GenBank genome assembly. Lineage: Eukaryota; Metazoa; Arthropoda; Insecta; Coleoptera; Nitidulidae.
CCCCCUUCGGGGUUUUCUAUGCAACAGUGUAAGAAUGUGUUUAUAACAUUCCUUUACCGUUCUGUAAUGAAAAAUAUUUUGCAACCUGAAUGUCUAGUUCUUGAAUCUAGCAGUUCCAGUUAAUAAAAAAUACAGUUAUCAGUGUAGUGAUUGUAAAAAUAAAAUGUUUUAAGCUUUAAGUGACAUUCUAAAGUUAACCUAAAAUGCCUGACACGGUUGAAUCAGAUUUGGCGAAGGUUUUAAAGGGUUUACCUUUGGAUGGUAACGACGAAGAGAACUGUGAUUUUACCCUAGAAGAACAAAAUGUAGCCCUAGAAGCCCAGGGCAUUCAACCCAAGAUUGACCCAAAUUUUAAGCCCAUUUUAGGAGUUACCACCACCUUUAUAGUGGCUGUUGUUAUGUUAAAUGAAAAUAAUGAAGUCUUGAUGAUACAAGAGGCCAAAAAAACAUGUGCUGGAAAGUGGUAUUUACCAGCAGGAAGAAUGGAAAAACAGGAAACCAUAGUGAUGGCAGCAAAACGCGAAGUUUUGGAAGAAACAGGUUUGGAAAUUGAAUGCACUUCCUUGUUGAUGAUUGAAUGUGCUGCUGGUUUUUGGAUAAGAUUUGUUCUAACUGGAAAGGUGCUUGGUGGUGAAUUAAAAACUCCUGCUAGGGCUGACCAAGAAUCUUUGCAAGCCAAAUGGAUUGCUAAUAUUGAUGAAUUAGAACUAAGGUCUUCAGAUAUUAAGCAUCUCAUAGAAAGGGCGAGAGCAUAUAAGAUGGCCAGGCAAAUAAAUGACAAAGGAUUUCAUCCGGAUCAAUUGCCUGCUUUAAAACCGCACACCAAAAUGUUGCUGAGAAUGGUAAUAGUUAUAAAAAAGAAAGCUAGUAACAGGGUUCACAUUUUGAUCAGCGAGAAAAAUUCAUGGCACUUACCAACUUGUGAAAUACAUUCGAUGAAAAAUAUACAUUCCUCUAUUAGAAAAUUUAUGGUUGAUUUGUUUGGAGCCGAAGUUCCAACUCACAAGUUAAGCGGUGUUUUGUCGUAUUUUGCACUUAAAUAUUGGGUUUGGUUUCAAACCGUACAAUGUCCUCUGACAACUUGGGAUCAAAACGUACAAUCUCCAAACAGCCCACAGGAAGCAUGAUUUGGCCAAAUGUAUGUUUUUAAUAUUAUUUUAACAAUUCUGGGACAUUCAAGAAAUCAAAAAAUUGGUACUUAUAAAGAAACCUACAGAAUAUCUUAAGAUUUUUUCAAAAUUUGCUAGUGUUGAAGCUUGGAGGAGAAAUUUAGAAUUUGUGCUAAAGUUAUUAAACCAACUAGUGGCGUUUCUUUGUGCUUGGUCUAAAAUAAUUAUAACCACAAAACAUUUUGGGCAAAUAAUUCAGGGCACAGAGAAGGUAUGUACAAAAUUGACCUAGAAAGUGAUUACUUAGCAAAAAGACGCAAAAAAUACAACAUAUUUGUCACAGGAUUAAUGCGAAACAAAAUAGAAUUAAAGAAUAAAUAGAGGACAACUAACAUAAAUUUGAAAUUUUACAAAUUUGUUCUAGAUAAAACCAAAAUAGUUAUUUACCUACCAAAACUGUUGCAACCAGAACAAAUUUUUAAAAUUUCAAAUCUUAGUUAACUGGUGCGGAAAGUACAGUUUUUCCGCUCGCGACUGCCGUUGAACAAACGACGCCUAGUGGAGUUCGGUCAUCAGUCUAGUGCGGAAAUAGUAUACUAUGCGACGAGUGGAAUCUUCUCUUUUAACCAAUAGACGCACACAGUAUUUUAUUCAACUACCACAAGGAAUUUAAAGCCAAUUUUAUUUGACAGCUGUCAAGCAGUUUUUAAUUCACUUUUUUUCAAUUUUAACUUCAAGCUAACUUCAGCCCGUGGGCGAAAUGCUAUUUCUUCCACUAGUAAGAGAAGUAAAAUUUCACCCACCAGUUAAAGAAAUGGGUGUUGAAUAA